GUUCCCUGUUCAAUCAGUGCUCCAACUGGCUCCAGUGCCCUCCAACUACAGCACGCACUGGUACGCACUGUUUAGCCAGCAGCCAUUGGCAGACGCGCUCGUGCAGUGCCAUGGCACUCUCGCGCUCCGUGUUCGAUUUCAGUGAUUUUCACUUGCUGUUCCAUUUCCUCGUCUCCGCUAGCGUCUGAGAGCGUCGUCGGGCAGCGUUUGUGGCGUGCCAAGUAUUAAUUCGAUGUGCAAGUUGCCGUGACAUUUUUCACAGCGAAUUAUUUUGUUGACGCCCACGGCGAACACCUCGACUGCAUAGCGUGUUUUGACUUCACUCCAAUUUGACAGCCGACUCGAGUGAUAAGCACGGUAGGGAACACAACAACCAUGGAUCCAAUGUGGUCUCAACAUCUGGAGGCCAUCUGGCAUUCUGGAAGGAGCAAAAAAACGGAACCUCUUGUGAAAGUCUUGCAAACAUACUUUGGCAAAUCAUCCAAUUGCUUUGAAUGUGCAUUUUUGCUGAUGCGUGGAGCAUCAGAUUUCCACAAAAAUCGACCGACUGCUCUAAGCUACACAAUCAUGACUGUGUUUCAGGAGUGGCUUCUUGACCACUCAGAGCUGUAUCCUAUCCUGCUGACAAAAGAGCUGAAGCGGCGUGCUCUGAUGGCAGUACUGAAACAAACAAACACAUCUCUAAUUGACCUUGUGUGCCGUGUGUACAAGUUGAAGGACGAGUCUAUGGAGUACAUGGACAUUGUACAGGAUCUGCUGAUCAGAAAGCAUUUUAAUGAGGCAAGCACUAUUGUUAGUGCUCUGAAGCUGCAUGACUACUUCACCAUUGAAGAGAUAGCCAUUCCUCUCUUUCUCAUGGACAAAAUGGCACUGUUUGAGAACUACAUGGAAGGACAGCCAGAGCUUCAGAAGGACGUGGUGAUAUACCUAGAUGCCUUGUUCAAUGAUGGGAAUCGUGCUGAGGGUGUGGUAAACACCCUCAAUGUGAAGAUGAUUAGCAGGGAUAAGAUCCACCCUAAGACAUUAGCCAAAGUCAUAUCAAAGCUGCUCAAGCUGUACAAUCUGCCUGUUGAACUUUGUCCUCAUGUUCAUUAUAGCAGAAGCAAGAGUGCACUGAAGUACCUGAUAUAUAAGCGGUACCAUGAGGGGGACUUCUCAGAAGCAAGUUGGCGGGAGAUGAUUUGCGAGGCUGUUGGUAGUAACCCCACAUUGCAGCAGGAUCUCUUGAAUGAACUGAUGUGGGUGAAGGACUAUGAGAAUGCUCUCAGCUUUGCACUGAAGCUUGGUGUACCUGAUCAUCAUUGGCCACGCUACUUGAGAACAUUCAGGGUUCAAUGUGGACAACAAAAGGUGCAGGAAUUGCUCAAGUCUUGGAACUUGAAUUGUGAUAAUUACGAUCCCAGCAAAUACUUGCCAUUGAGAAUUGAUCUUUGUGAUGUGCACAUGGUGGACACUGCCGAUGCCCUUGACAAUUGCAUUGAGGUUAUCAAGGACUAUGAUGUUGUUGGCAUUGAUGCAGAGUGGAAGCCUACCAUGGGACUGACACCUUCGAGGCUGUCCUUGGUCCAGCUGGCAGUGUGGGACAAUGUGUAUGUCUUGGAUAUGCUGAAGUUGUCUGAGACGCUGACAGAGGCACAGUGGGCCCAGCUGUACACAGGCGUGUUGUCAUCGAAUGAAAUACUGAAGCUAGGUUUUGGCAUUGCUGAAGAUCUGAAGUUGCUGUCUGAGACCAUCAAGUGCCCAGAAUCAAAGGUUCACAAUGUUGUGGACUUGUGCAGCUUUGUGGAAAAGUUGCGAUGUGAUUAUCCCAACUUGAUGAAACCUGUGGUGCCAAAAGAAAGAGGACACAAGGGUUUGUCAGAACUGACCCGUAUACUUUUGGGCCUUCCGCUGAACAAGGAUGAACAAUGCUCCGAUUGGGAAAACAGGCCACUGAGACAGUCUCAGAUGAAAUAUGCUGCACUGGAUGCCUUCUGCUUGCUUCAAGUCUACGAGGAGCUUUACAAGAGGGCUGAUGCUGAAAAAUUGAACUUGCGAGAUCUUAUCGAGGAGGCAAAAGAUGGCAAGGGAGGAACUCAGCUGCGCCAAGACAGGUCACGGAAGUACAAAUCUCAGUUACCCACGCUGGGAACACUGCUGCCUCCUUGUCUCCAGCAGGUGGGCGAGGAAAUGACGUGUGCCGACGAGUGCUCCUUCGUGCGCUCUGACCAGCCGCUGCCCGUGGCUGAGUUUCGGGUCAUCGCGGACACUAUGGUGCAGGGUCUGGGUCGGUAUCUGCGGCUCUGCGGCAUCGAUACCAUCAUCCUCCGAGAUUGCGACGACCGCGACCAAGCCGUCAAGCUCGCGCAGAAGGAAAACCGGGUGAUCCUCACGUGUGGUGCUCCGUAUAAAAAGAUGAAGCAGUACGUCGCACGUGAACAGUGCUUUUGCGUGAACAAUGUGGCUUCCGCUCGAGAACAGCUGAAGGACGUGCUAAAAUUCUACAACGUGGUGGUUAGAGAAAAGGACAUCUUGACUAGAUGCACGGAGUGCAACGCGUCCCACUACGCGCUCAUGCCGUCCGCAGACAUGUGGCAGCUCCAGGCGUCCCUGAGAGAUGACGGCCAGGCGGCGGCCGGCGGAGAGCCCCUGGUUCGCUACUACGGACCCGACUGCUCGAUUGAUUUCACCUCCGGCCGCUUCAACAACGGCAAGUUGGUCCAGUGCGACGGUCUCGUAUUUGAGUAUCUCUCCCACGUGGAGACGUUCUACGUGUGUGUGGCCUGCGGCAAGGUCUACUGGGAUGGCUCGCACCACGGCCGAUUCAGGAAGCAGUUGUGGCUAGCCGACCUCAUCUCCGAUGAGCCACCGCCGGGCUCCCAGGGCUGCGCUGAUCGCGUCGCAACGACGGAGACGGGCUGUUGUCACCAGAGCGACGGAACUUCCUGCUGAGGCCAGACAGCGUGCGAUGGACAGUCGUUCGUGCUACGUACUGCUGCUGCGUCGUAGUCACCUGCGAGGUCACCUUCGACGUAGUCACGUUGCGCACUUUUUUGUUGGGAUUUGUGGUAACGUCUUGCUAAGUGCUUCCGUCAGCACGAAAGUCUCGAAAGGGGGAGGAGGGAAACAAGAAGAAAAAUUUGGAAUCAGCGCAUCUCAUUCGGCCGACAACCUAAUCCUUGUACACAGCAUUCAUUGGGAAACCGACUAAGAAAUUUUAGUAUACUUCCCAAAAAGGUCUGACUGUGAGCGCCUUUCUUUCUUUGUUGGUGUUUUUUCCUUUUCAGCUUUUAUUUGGGUUAGUCGCCUGCCAUUUUUCUCUCCUAAAGCCAACAUACCCUGCGGAAAGGAGAGAAAACGAUAGCAGAGACAGCGCGCUCCAGUAAAUGUGUUUAAACGUUGCCUCGAUGAGAGAGAGAGGCCCAAGAAGUCUUGCCAUGUUGUGCGACGAGAGUAUAGUCUCACUGUGGAUAUGAGCCACGUGGCUUCCUUUGUGUUGCAUAUGCAAAAGAGUGAUGGAUGAGCUGUUCAAUAAAAUUCUGGCGGGAGACCGUCGUUUCGUUUCCCA
Messenger RNA from Dermacentor albipictus, 3547 nucleotides. It is a transcript of the gene Nbr, whose product is annotated as exonuclease mut-7 homolog. NCBI's taxonomy places the organism in Eukaryota, Metazoa, Arthropoda, Arachnida, Ixodida, Ixodidae. The record is from RefSeq and is a predicted model, not a curated record. Gene Ontology annotation, molecular function: 3'-5' exonuclease activity; nucleic acid binding. Gene Ontology annotation, biological process: nucleobase-containing compound metabolic process.